Messenger RNA from Eleginops maclovinus (Patagonian blennie), 5295 nucleotides. It is a transcript of the gene foxo6b, whose product is annotated as forkhead box O6 b. The record is from RefSeq and is a predicted model, not a curated record. The coding region runs from base 459 to 2549 and encodes 696 amino acids. Gene Ontology annotation, cellular component: nucleus. Gene Ontology annotation, molecular function: DNA-binding transcription factor activity, RNA polymerase II-specific; RNA polymerase II cis-regulatory region sequence-specific DNA binding. NCBI's taxonomy places the organism in Eukaryota, Metazoa, Chordata, Actinopteri, Perciformes, Eleginopidae. Gene Ontology annotation, biological process: regulation of transcription by RNA polymerase II. The transcript is spliced from 3 exons.
UGGAGAGACAAAGGUGGAGAAAUAUCUACUACAGAGAGGAGGGGAUGCUCAGCACAUCCAGGAGGGCUUCUCAUUCGCGUCUGGAAACGCUUCAUCUAUCAUGAGAUCUUUUCUAUAAGGGAGUAAUUGUGAGUUGCUUUGGAUAGUUUUUCACCUGUCAGGAGGAUCAACUGUUGCUGCAGCCGGAGCUCAGGCAGAGACAGGCGUGUGUGUGUGAUGUGUGUGUGCGUAAUUAUGGAUGUGUGUGAGCGACACUCGGACAUGCACACAGCCGGUGAUGUGCAAUUAUCAUGGAAGAGAUACUGUUGUUGAUGCCUCGGAUACACCUUCCUCUGUCCUGAUGUGGAGCACCGGCUCUCUCUCGCUCUGAACCCUCUUAUCUUCCCUUUAAGGACCUUUUUUUUUUUUUCUAACUCAGGCGUUUUGAUACAGUGACCUUGCCCGAUUUGACAUCCAUCAUGCUGAUGAUGAUGAAGAACAGCGUUAUGGAUGCGCAUCAGGUUGAUAUCGAUCCGGAAUUUGAGCCUCACAGUCGGUCUCGGUCGUGCUCUGCUUGGCCGCUACCGGAGGAUUUCCCCGCCGGUGGAGAGGACGCAAACCUGGGUCUGGUUUCGGUCAAAGUGGAGAACCAGCAGUACAACGUACCGGCGUCGUGCCAGCGUGCCGGGAGGAAAGGCGGCGCGCCGGCGGAGCUCCAGCACCCGGCCGGAGCUCCGGUUCCCGGGGCGUCUGCGCUCGACGCGGCCGGUCAGCUGCGCAAAGCCAAGUCCUCGCGGAGGAACGCGUGGGGGAACCUGUCUUAUGCAGACCUGAUCACCCGGGCCAUCGAGAGCACCCCGGACAAGAGGCUCACCCUGUCCCAGAUCUACGACUGGAUGGUGCGCUUUGUUCCCUAUUUCAAGGAUAAAGGAGACAGCAACAGUUCAGCCGGAUGGAAGAAUUCAAUCAGACACAACCUCUCCCUGCACAGUCGCUUCAUCCGGGUGCAGAACGAAGGCACGGGGAAGAGUUCGUGGUGGAUGCUGAACCCGGAAGGCGGGAAGAUGGGCAAAGGACCGAGAAGACGGGCGGCGUCCAUCGACAACGGCACCCGGUAUCUGAAGACGAAGGGGCGCACCAGCCGUAAGAAGGCCGGCAUCGGACGGGGACAAGGAGCCGGACCCACGAUGCAAGGAUCCCCGGAGCACGGCAGUCCAGCAGGGAAAGCGGGUGUGGGCAUGGGGGGCGAGGAGUACGACACCUGGACGGACCUCCAUUCCCGCACCUCGUCCUCUGCAUCUACUCUGAGCGGCUGCCUGUCUCCGAUCCUGGCCGAGGCGGAGGCUGACGAACCCGAAGAAGGUGGACUGACCUGUUCGGCGUCCCCUCGUCUGUACCCGAGCCCCACCAGCACCCGAUCCCCGGCUCUAGGCACUGGGGGCCACUGCCCGAACGUGGAGUUACCCACACUGACUGACCUUACGGGAGCUAUCAGUCUAGACGAGAGUGGCUACCCCCAGUCGCAGCAAAUCAAAUGCAACGGUUACCCCUACGCCCCCAAGGCCGAGGGCUCCUACUGCGCACCCAUGUACGCACAGCCUUCCAUGGGGAUGCUCCGACACCACACCCCCAUGGAGACCAUCCAGGAGAACAAGCCAGUCAGCUUUCAGCGCCAGAUGAGGGGCUACUCGGAGAGCAACGCCCUGCAGAGUCUGCUUACCGGGGGUACUUCGUACUGCAGCAAAGACGCAGUGCUGGGGCGUGACACACACUCCCUGAUGACGCAGGGGACCAAUGGCGUGCACAAUCCGAAUCGAAGCCACAAUCACAGCCAAGAGCACGCUCUCACUCCCAGUCUACAUAAUGGCUCAGUCCAUGACCAGAACACAACCCACCGUCAGAACCACAAUCAGGGUCACAAACACCAAGCGAGCCUGGACUACAGCCACAAGCCGCACCCGGCACACGACUACGUUCCGAGUCACGAGCACGGUCACGCCAACAAAGAUCUCAACCCUCGAUCCAGCCAGAGUCACAUGCACAACCCCCACAAUCCUAUGCACCCGCAGGCCCUCUCCCCACGGGUCAGCACCGACAUCCUGCAGCCCUACAGCCUCAAGACCUCGAACCACUACGCGCCGCGACCCCACCUCCCAACAUCGCCGUCCUUGCCGCCGAACCCCGCCGGAGUCAUGGACGUUCCCCAGGACCCUUGCCGCCUGGCGUCCGCUCCCCACCCCCGUCACCAACCUUACCCCGGAGCCCACCAUCAGGGUAUGACCGACUCCUGGCACGGUUACUACCACCACCACCACCACCACCCGGGGUACCAUCAGCACAACUCCCACGCUAGAAUGGCCGCACACCUGGAAAUGGAGAACGUCGCGAAUAGCCUGGACUGUGACGUAGACUCCAUCCUGCUCAAUGACUUCAUGGACUCGGCAGAGAGCAUGGACUUCAACUUCGACGGCUCUCUGUCCCAAGGCAUGGGCAUGGGGAUGGGCAUGAGUUUGGGGGCGUUUGCAUGCCCUCCCCCAGCGCACAGCAACCAGAGCUGGGUGCCAGGGUGAACCCUACGCCCGAGGGUCUUUUUUUUUUGGAUAGACACAUGAUUGGAAAGCCUGGAUGCCGGUGGGCUGUACCCUUGGACUGUGAUUUCUCUCAGACUGUAGAGCAAAAUAUGUCAUUUUGUUUCCCGGGGACUCCGUACACCCCUCCCUCCCCCACUCUGUUUAUAAAGUCUCCAUAUUAAACUUGCCCCUAAUGCACCCAGUCCUAAAACCCCGCCCUUUGUUCAUUCCCUUCAGUUUGUUUGUGUUUUCUUUAUUGGUUUUCGGCAAAUCUCCUCCUGCCUGUCCUCGUCUAUCGUCUUUCCAACCUAGUUGAGAUUUAACCACGCCCACUUCUGCAUUUAUGUGGCUCUGGGUAACAUAGUAUUCAUACAUCAACACAGGCUCACUAUUUGCCAAGAUGACUAAGCCUUAUUUUGGCUACCUAGCUUCCUUCCUGUUCUUCAUCAGCCAGCAUCCUUGGUAUCUGUUGUUCACCUCCCCCCAUCCAUCUUGAGGUUUCUUGGCAUCUCUUUAAGACCACUUACUUGAGUAACUAAGCAGUACAUAUAAAUGUGGGCUCACUAGUUGGCAAGCAACCGGUCACAGUUGCCCUGUUUAUCAGUCAGUCAAAGUGCAAGCCAUGCUGAAAACGUUACACCGGUUCUGGUCAAAUGGAAUAUAUUUUAUCCUCUGACAGUGUUGGAAACAACCGAAGUCCAUAUACUCAAAUACUGUACUUAUGCACACAAUUUCUCAAACAACAACACCAGCUAUUACGCUGCAUAUUGUUUGUUUAUUAGUCUUAAAUCCACGGUGAAUUGGCGCUAUUAUAUGUUAUAUCUCAACUGGGUCGGAGAAACGAUAGACGCUGCCUGUCCUAAGCUCUCAAGCACUUUACAUCCAUCCCUUUUUCCGUACAGAUGCAGUAACACACAGACCAGGCAAAGUCACGUCGUGUGUUGGCUUAGGGUUUAAUGUAUGCAAUCCACUUUACAGUAUUAUCUCCCACUACAAAGGAGGUGUUGUCUUUGACUGGAGAACAUGAUCAAACAGCAGCAUAAAUAUCUUUCAAUGUAGAGGUGCUCUCAGAUUAGGGGUUAAAAGGCUUUGAGGUCUAGGGAUAAAGAAGAAAGGCGGUGUUAUUUUGGAAGCAGAGGGAACUAAAGAGAGCAUCGAGAGGAAGGGAACUUCUUCCUGGUGCUUCCUGUUUACGGAGGACAGUCAUACAUCAUGCAACCAUCAACACCACUGCGAUGAAAUACAACGUCCCUUCUUUAAUCACCAAAGUAAUGCCGGAGUGAUGCAUCACUAUUGCAAAUCUAAUGCGCUCGUCUGUGUUUUUUCAGCCCUCCUCCACCCUCCCCUCUUUCACUCUUCAACUCCGGACACACCGGCUUAAUGUGUUUUGGCGAAAGUGAUGAUUAAAGUCACUCUGCACUAAAUGCGGGAGGGAUUGCUAAAGGAGGGUUGGUGUUGGAGAGGGGGGGGUGAUAGGAGAGGAGAAAUGCAAAUAUUCCCUCUGUGCCUCUUCCUCUCCAUUCGGUGGAUUUAUGUAGCUUUCCCCGUAAUGAAAUAAGCAACGAUCAGAGGCUGCUGUACAACCUGAGCCGCUCUGUGAUUGGCCAACUCCUUUCACGACUGACCCCAGAGCAGCUGUCGGUCAGAGCAGGAUGUUGAUGGAGCUUGCCGUCCCCAGACCCCGGUCAACCUCGUCUAAUUCACUAACACCCAGGUUCAAAGCCCCCCGCUCGGUGCUUUCUUACCCCUCGCCGUCAGCAGAUUACUAUUUGGUGCUAUCUCCUCUUCCCAGGCUCCCCUCCUAUCACGCCGCCCCAUCCUGGAGGUUACUCGGAGGGUAAACAGGAGUAAUUAACCGCCAAACAAGACGGAUGAUUUAUGCAAGUGUGUGUAUUCGCUCAUCGGCACAAAGUCAUAAUUCUUAGUCCAAGAACAAGGAGGGUGUUUUUUUUUUUUGGAGAGGUGAUGCCCAGCGAGAAGGUAAAGCAGACACACUGAAAUACCUAAAACGUUGACUUUAAUUAAAUAUAUCAUGGCAACAGAUUUCAUUUAAUUAAAGUGUGUACCUUCAAGCGUCUGUUGUUUCUCCAACGCAGUUUAGAUUUAACCACGUCCACUUGGACCGACAUCAGAGCGUCACCCUUGGCGUUUUCAUUCCAAAUGUUUUCAAUUUCUACUUGAAAUGUUCAGCCGGGAUACUUCCCACUUCCCAGUAUACAACUGGAAAGCACCAUUAGUCGACAGAGUCUGAACGAGGCGGGGGGAAGAGGGAGUUUACAUGCAGGAUCUGUGAGACUAGAGGGAGAUUUUCCAGCUUUGUGUAGAAUUUGAAUCGGGCCAAAAUGUCAAGUGCUACUCAGCCGGCUCCGACCACUUCCCCCUCCUGAUCAAGGACAACGACGGGUAUUUCCAUUCCCAUUUCUUUGGCUUUUUCUUCUACCCUUUUCCACCAGUUAAGAUGGCCCGUUGUUGUGAAACCCCACUGUAAUUUGUUCUCCGGCCCCGUGUGCACUUGUGUGUCGAGCUUCUCGUUGGGUGUGCGAGUGUGUGUGCUGUGCAAGAAAAGAAUUAAGGGAAUAUUGUUUGAGAACUAACCCGGGUGUCGUCCACGCCUGGGUGAGAGCAGCAUACAUAAUAUAUACAGUUUAUAUUUAUUGGUUAUGGAGACGGGUCUUCGGAGGGCCGCUCGCUGCUGUGUCUUCUCGAACGACAGAAAGGCAGAACGACAUUUCAGUUGGACCACAUU